GUGUGCAGUGGCGAUGCUCAGGACCUCUACUAUCGGGCUAGUGGAAAGCUGUCAAGGAGGAACUCUGAGGAGACCAAUGGAUGAAUGGUGAUCUCCAUGGAAGAGAAGCCCUCUGGAGAUGGAGCAGCAGGAUAAGGUAGGUGUUGAAGGUCUUCUCCGGUGUCUUUGGGAUGGGUGUCAAUCUCGUCGAUAUGGUCGGAAGCACGAUGAGACCCGUACCGCGCACAGGCUGCGGCUCAGAUGGAAAGCAGCUUCAUUCGCACAGGAGUCAGUCCUUUUAGAUGUCAAGGCAGGAAAAAAUGGACUGUUCCAAAAUGGCAAUGCCAAACAAGUCUGAGCCAGUCGAUCGCCCAGUGUCAUCACCCUGCCUACUGGCUGGGCAGGGUAAUUCCUCAUGUCACCACCCUCUCCAGCCUGCCUUGGGCUUGGAGAGGGAGGAGGAGGGCGAGGGACAGCUGGCGACCCUGAACAUCAGCCAUCCAUCGCUCCAUCACCUAGAGCAAGAUGUCCAGGCUCCUGAGGAUGUUCAGGAAGAAGGCUCUGCAGCUGGUCCCAGAGCCUGAGGGAGGCAGCUGCCAUCUUCCCCUGGAGCUCCCGACCGGGCCAGGAGGUGGAAGUGCCCAGCCUUCUGGCAAGAGGAAACCCGCUUCCGGCGCAGGGGCUGAGGGACGGCCAGGGACUCAGAGGAGGAAGAGGAGGAAUGGGUGGCCAUGGCCACAAAGGAGACUGCUCUCAAGAACAUCCGAGAGCAGCUCCAGGGCUGAGAAAAGGAUGAGGCCCAGCAUCUCAUGUUUCAGCACACCAUCCAUCCUGCGUGUCUCGCUGAACAACAGAGAGGGCAGGACACACUGGAGACACACUGCUCCAAGGCGGUUGUGAUGGAGAGGAUUGUGCACCAUGACACCUGCCCUGGAGCCAGAACUGGAGACCCACCUCCUUCGAGCUGCCCUGCAUGCCAUCUUCACCCUGGGCACGGAGAAGGACACCACUCAAGUCCAGGUAGAUCAUUCUAAAGUCAUGGUUUGAAGAGUCAGCUGUCAACCUGCCACAAAUCAUUUUUAAUUGCCUGCAGUCGGAUGUGAAUGAGAGAAGCCAGGAUAUGUGUUUGGAGGGCUCACCAGUGCUUCCGAGAGACCCCUUGUGAUGGGGCAGACUGGCCCCGCACUGGGACUGAGAGAGUUAACCCUUCCCUGCUGGCAGAGGAAGACAUGCCCCUGAGGCUCUGCUGGGCAUGCUCCAACUGGGAGUCAAGCAUAAAAGCCUGCAGAACUGCUUAGUUAGGGCUGGCAGCUCAGGAAGAAGGAUGCCCUGCAGAAGCUCCAGCCCAGGAGCAGUUGCAAGGAAGGAGGGAGCUGAGGAGCCAGGAAGCAGGCCCAGAGACUGGCAGCUGUGGGAAUUCCAGGGAGCAUCGGGUGCUGAGGAUCCUGAAGACCCUGAUGCCACAAGAACUGCUACGUUUGGAGGAAUGGAUCUGCAUAGGGUCUUUCCAGACCUCCUGGACACCAUGCUGGGGAACCUGCUGGCGGAGUCCCCAGACACCAACAGGCUCCACUACAUCUUGAAGGUGACCCCGAUGAGAGGGCAAAUUAACUACUGGAUCGUGUCCAGGGUGUCGCAGGAGAGAGCCAGGGCCAUUAGGAGCAGCACGGCCCUGCUCAGAUUCACCAUCACCCUUCCUGAGUUUGACAACUCCGCAGAAUUCCCCAGGCUGGGUCACCAUGUGGCACAGCUGGCUCUGUUCAUCAGUGACCCAGGCAAGGACCUCAGCCAGCAGGCCAGGGAGGGGGUUUACCGGCUCUACCAGCUGCUGCUGCACCAGAGGGGUCUUUGGCAAGUUCUUCUCGGAGGGGCAGAGAAAAUUUUUCCUCCAGACGGAGGGCAGUGCUGGCCAUCCACGAUCUCCUGCUGUGUGUCAGCCAGGCUGGGCUGCUCCUCGCCUACUCCCUCCUGGGGGAAGCCCAGCAGCUGAUGGGGGACAAGGAUCUGCAUAGGGUCUUGCCAGACCUCCUGGAUGCCAUUCUGGGGAACCUGCUUGCAGAGCCCCCAGACACCAACAGGCUCCACUACAUUUUGAGAGUGAGCCCAAUUAGAGGUGUAGGGGCAAUUUUACCUUAACUCUUAGAUCCAUUUUCCAGUCUGCCCUCCUAGCUGGGUCCCCAGUGUCCCGUUCUCAGUCAGGGCAGUGAGUGCAAUGCAGUGUCAGGACUUUCCUCCUUGAAGGACAGAGGAAGGAGCUGGGACUUCAAGACAGAGCUCUGCCUGGUUCUUUUGCGCACCAACCUCAGGGCCCCUGGCUGGCUUGGGGAGUGAGAGUCUGAACCCCUCUUGUGAGAUGCAGAAUAUGGUCCUCGGAGAAGAGUCACGGGCUCCUUCCUAGAGAAACAGAAGGACCCCAGAGAAUCAGCCCUUCUUGCCGACGGGCUCCGAGAUUCCUGGGGGGAUUGUGCUCACAUUCAGUCUCUUCACCCAACCAAGGA
Molecule: messenger RNA, 2477 nt
Organism: Mauremys reevesii (Reeves's turtle)
Lineage: Eukaryota; Metazoa; Chordata; Testudines; Geoemydidae
Exons: 11
Coding region: 1232-1969 (245 amino acids)
Cellular component (GO): cytoplasm
Source: RefSeq, a predicted model, not a curated record